AUGAGUGAACAGGAGAAAGCGUUAGAAGCCAAAAAGGCUGAAAUCCGUGCUCGGAUGGAAAAGGAAAUGAGAGAAAAAAGAAAAGCUGAAAAAGCAGCUUCCAAAGAAAAAAAAGGAAAUGUUAGUGAAUUAAUUUCUGAUAUGAAAAAGAAGGUUGCCAACGAGGUUAGAGAAGAAACAGAAAAAGAAUGGAAAGCAAAAGUUGAAGAGAAAGUUGUUGAGAUUAAUAAUUUAAAAAAUGAAAUAAAAAGACAAGAAGAACAAAAGGUAUCUUUAGAAAAAGAAAACAAUACACAAAAAAAUACUAUUGAACAAAAUUCUAUUAAUAUCACUGAACUAAAGGAAAAACAAAAAGAGUUAAUUGAAAGUAUUGAAAAAAUUAAAAAUGAAAAGGAAGUAUUGAAAGGAAAAGUUGAAGAAUUAGAAAAUGAAAAAAAUGAUAUCAAACAAAAAAAUGAAGAACAAGAAUCAAUUAUUAAAACACUUUCAGAGGAAAAAGAAAAAUUAGAAAAAGAAUAUUUAGAGGAACAAACUAAAAGAAAUAAUGAAGAAGCAAAUAGAAUUAAAGAAAUUGAAGAAUUAAAGAAACAAAUUGAAGAAUUUAAAAAUCUUCAAAAUCAAUUCAAAGAAAAAGAAGAUAGUUGGGAAAAAGAAAAGAAUGAUCUUAUUAUAAAAUUCGAAGAAGACAAAAAAAUAUUUGAAUCUGAAAAAACAAAACAAAUUAUUGAUGAAAUUCAAAAAGAAGCUGAAGAAGAAUUAGAUAAAAGGAUUACAGAAAUAGAAAAGGAAGAAGAAAUUAAAAGAGCUCAAUUUGAAGCUACCAAAACAGAAGAAAUUAAAACAGAAAUGAUGGACAUGUGUAUGAAAAUGUUGGAUGAUAUGGAAGAACAAACAAGAAAUGAAAUUUAUCAAGAAGUUUUAAAUGACAUUAUGUCAAAUGGUUUUGGAGAUAUUUCUGGUUUGAAUGAAUCAGACGAAGUUAAAAGCAGUGAUGACAGCGAUGAAGAUUUAUCUGAAGAGAGUAAACGUAAAAUAGAAGAAGAAUUGGAACGGGAGUUAGAAAGAGAACUUGAACAAGAGCAGCAUAAAAAUGAAGAAAAUAUAACAGUUAACAAAGAAGAACAAACUAAUAUUGAGCAAGAAGAACCAAGAGAACUAAAUAAAAUAAGUGAUAAUGAAAAUACUAAACCUAAUCAAGUUACUAUAAAAGAAUCAGAUAAUGAAGAGGAACAAAAAGAGUUAGAAAGACAAAUCCAACUUCAAUUAGAAAAAGAGUUACAGGCUGAGAUGGAUAAAGAAAAGGAAGAACCUCAAAAAAAAGUUCUUUCUCAAGAAAGUUUAACUACACAACAGGAAGAAAAAUUAAUUGAACAAAACAAUGAUAUACCUAGAAUAACAGAAGGUUCUAUGGAACCAACAAAAGACCAACAAACAAAAAUAUCUGAUUCAAUCAGUAAUUUAGAGUCAGUUGAUUCUUCUAAAGAAAAACCAAUAACUUCGGAAUUACCAACAAAAGAAAGUAAUGAGUCAACAACUUUAGAAAUAAAUAAUGAAAAUAAAAAACCAACUAUAACUCAUAGAAAUAGUCUUAAUAACUUAUCAAAUAUAGAAGAAGAUAAUUUCGAUGAACAAGAAACACAAAAAGAUGGCACUCUUCAACAAAGUAAAGUAAAUAGAGAAGACACUAAGAGAAGAAAAUCUGAUAGUGCUAAUAUUAAAAUUGAAAUGUCAAUACUAGAGUCAGAAGGUGAUUUAAUUCGAACAGGUAUCAGACCAAAUAGAAAGACUGGAAGGCAAGCUCCUACUAAGAAUUUAAUGGAAUUUAGAAACUCUUUACCAACUAGUAAUGAAGAAUCUACUGUUAAAGUAGAAUCUCAUGAAGAAUCAACUGAAGUUAGUAGUGAAGAAUCUUCAGUUAAGAAGAGAACCCCAGUUGGUGCAAGGGGUAUACCAGGAAUGCAAAUGGGAGGUAUCAGAAUGGGAAUUCCAGUUGGAUUUAAUCCUGCUUCUGUUCAAUUAAAAGCCACUGGUGGAAGAAGAAAGUCAUUUUCUCAACAAUUUAAAGAAAAAGUUCAACAACAACCAACAGAACCUCUUGCUAUGGUUCAACAACAAGCAGAACAAAAAGCAGAGCAACAACGUCAUGAACAAACACAAACUUCAAAAAAUGAAAGACUACUCAGAAGAACUGUAAAACAAAAUGAAACAAAAGAACAACCUCCUUCAGAACAACUACCUAAGCAAAACACUUUACCACCUAAACCAGCAGCACCAGCUGCUCUUCCACCAAAACAUCAUCAAAGCCUUAACUCUAAGACAAACUCACAAACACAACACCAAACAACACCAGCCACACCAAUGGAACAACCACCAAUACCACCAAAACCAGCUCAUCUAACAAGUAAAGAAGAAAAGAAGAAAAAGAAAGAAGAAAAGAAAAAAGAAAAAGAAAAGAAAAAAUCUAAAAAAUAA
Messenger RNA from Entamoeba dispar SAW760, 2472 nucleotides. Its product is annotated as Filamin-A-interacting protein, putative. NCBI's taxonomy places the organism in Eukaryota, Evosea, Mastigamoebida, Endamoebidae. The transcript has a single exon. The record is from RefSeq and is a predicted model, not a curated record. Bases 1 to 2472 code for a protein of 823 amino acids.